AAACCUCGAAACUCAAACGCCUUCCUUCUUCUAUUUCACUUCUCCCGAAGCGUUACAACAAUGGAGUUUUCCACUUGACCCAGAAGAAGUUGAAGGAGAAUCUUCCCUUCUCUUCUCAUCUCCCUUGUUUAUUUUUUCAGUUCAAUCUUUAAUCCAAGAACUGUAUAUUCUCAGCUUUUCAUCAAUGGCGUCUCUGGUUUACUCUCCGUUCACUUUAUCUUCUUCCAAAGCUGAGCAACUCUCGUCGCUCUCGCAGAAACAGUACUUCCUCCAUUCAUUCUUACCCAAGAAAUCUCGAUCAAACAACCUCAAAUCCUCGAAGAGAGUGAAAUGCGCGGUGGUGGGCAACGGUCUUUUCACUCAGACAACUCCCGAAGUUCGCCGGAUCGUCCCCAGCAAGAGAGACGACAACAGACCGACAGUGAAGAUCGUCUACGUCGUCCUCGAGGCUCAGUACCAGUCUUCUCUCACCGCGGCCGUACAAUCUCUCAACCAGACAUGCAAUUUCGCAUCGUUCGGCGUCGUCGGUUACUUGGUCGAAGAGCUUCGCGACGAGAACACUUACAAGACCUUCUGCAAGGAUCUGGAGGACGCGAACAUCUUCAUCGGGUCUCUGAUUUUCGUGGAGGAAUUGGCGCUGAAAGUGAAAUCUGCAGUGGAGAAGGAGAGAGACAGGAUGGAUGCAGUUCUUGUGUUCCCUUCAAUGCCCGAGGUAAUGAGGCUCAACAAGCUCGGAUCUUUCAGUAUGUCUCAAUUGGGACAAUCGAAAUCGCCCUUCUUUCAACUGUUCAAGAGGAAGAAACAAGGAUCUGCAGGGUUUGCAGACAGUAUGUUGAAACUUGUCAGGACAUUGCCCAAGGUUUUGAAGUACUUGCCGAGCGACAAGGCUCAAGAUGCUCGGCUUUACAUCUUGAGUCUUCAGUUCUGGCUUGGUGGGUCCCCUGAUAACUUGCAGAAUUUCCUCAAAAUGGUCUCUGGAUCUUACGUUCCCGCGUUGAAGGGGACGAAGAUCGAGUACGCUGAUCCAGUCCUGUUCCUGGACAGUGGGAUCUGGCAUCCAUUGGCUCCGACAAUGUACGACGAUGUCAAGGAGUACAUGAACUGGUACGACACCAGGAGAGACACCAACGAGAUUCUCAAGAGGAAAGACGCUCCGGUUAUCGGACUGGUCUUGCAGAGAAGCCACAUCGUGACAGGCGACGAGAGCCAUUACGUGGCUGUGAUCAUGGAGCUGGAAGCAAAAGGAGCGAAGGUCAUCCCCAUUUUCGCGGGAGGGUUAGAUUUCUCAGGACCGGUGGAGAAGUACUUCAUCGAUUCCUCGACGAAAAAGCCCUUCAUCAACUCGGCCGUCUCCCUGACAGGGUUCGCUCUCGUCGGUGGACCGGCCAGACAGGACCAUCCUCGAGCAGUCGAGGCGCUUAGAAAGCUUGACGUGCCUUACAUUGUGGCAUUGCCUCUGGUGUUUCAGACCACUGAGGAGUGGUUGAACAGCACUUUGGGUUUGCAUCCGAUACAGGUGGCUUUGCAGGUCGCUCUCCCCGAGCUCGACGGUGGAAUGGAGCCUAUUGUUUUCGCCGGACGUGAUCCUAGAACAGGGAAAUCGCACGCACUCCACAAGAGAGUCGAGCAACUCUGCACCAGAGCCAUCCGGUGGGGCGAGUUGAAGAAAAAAUCUAAGACGGAGAAGAGGCUAGCGAUCACAGUUUUCAGUUUCCCACCGGAUAAAGGAAAUGUAGGAACAGCGGCAUACCUUAACGUCUUCGCUUCUAUCUACUCGGUGCUGAAGGACCUCAAGAGAGACGGUUACAACCUCGAGGGCCUUCCUGAGACUUCGGAGGCUCUUAUCGAGGAGAUUAUCCACGACAAGGAGGCUCAGUUCAGUAGCCCGAACCUUAACGUAGCCUACAAAAUGGGAGUCCGUGAGUAUCAGAGCCUCACUCCGUAUGCCACGGCCUUGGAAGAAAACUGGGGGAAACCUCCUGGGAAUCUGAACUCGGACGGGGAGAAUCUUCUGGUCUACGGGAAACAGUACGGUAAUGUUUUCAUUGGUGUCCAACCGACUUUCGGAUAUGAGGGCGAUCCCAUGAGGCUGCUUUUCUCCAAAUCAGCCAGUCCGCAUCACGGUUUCGCUGCUUACUACUCGUUUGUGGAAAAAAUAUUCAAAGCUGAUGCGGUUCUUCACUUUGGAACCCAUGGCUCGCUCGAGUUUAUGCCCGGGAAGCAGGUCGGGAUGAGCGACGUUUGUUACCCGGACAGUCUCAUCGGAAACAUUCCGAACGUUUACUACUAUGCAGCCAAUAACCCCUCGGAGGCUACCAUUGCUAAGAGGAGAAGCUACGCAAACACCAUUAGCUACUUGACUCCUCCGGCCGAAAAUGCCGGUCUAUACAAAGGGCUGAAACAACUAAGCGAGCUUAUCUCGUCGUACCAGUCUCUCAAGGACACGGGACGCGGCCAGCAGAUCGUGAGUUCUAUCAUAAGCACGGCUAGACAAUGCAAUCUCGAUAAAGACGUGGAGCUACCCGAAGAAGGAGAGGAGCUUGCACCAAAGGACCGAGAUCUCGUGGUCGGAAAAGUGUAUGCCAAGAUUAUGGAGAUCGAGUCUCGGCUCUUGCCUUGUGGGCUUCACGUCAUUGGAGAGCCUCCAUCCGCGAUGGAAGCUGUUGCUACACUGGUCAAUAUCGCAGCGUUGGACCGACCCGAGGAAGGUAUUUCAUCCCUCCCUUCUAUAUUAGCUGAGACUGUUGGACGGGAGAUAGAGGACGUUUACAGAGGCAGCGACAAGGGUAUACUGAGCGAUGUCGAGCUUCUGAGACAAAUCACCGAGACUUCACGAGGAGCGGUUACUUCCUUCGUCGAGAGGACAACGAACAGCAAAGGUCAGGUAGUGGAUGUGUCCGAUAAGCUCACGUCGAUCCUCGGGUUCGGGAUCAAUGAGCCUUGGGUUCAGUACCUGUCCGACACGAAAUUUGCGCGGGCAAACAGGGAGAAACUCAGAACAUUGUUCAUGUUUCUCGGGGAGUGCCUGAAGUUGGUUGUCAUGGACAACGAGCUUGGGAGUCUUAAACAAGCAUUGGAAGGGAAAUACGUCGAGCCAGGUCCCGGAGGUGACCCUAUUAGGAACCCGAAGGUCUUACCGACGGGGAAAAACAUUCAUGCAUUAGACCCUCAAGCUAUUCCCACCACGGCGGCUAUGCAGAGCGCGAUGAUCGUCGUCGACAGGUUGGUCGAGAGACAAAAGAUCGAGAAUGGUGGAAAAUACCCCGAGACAAUCGCGCUCGUUCUCUGGGGAACCGACAAUAUCAAGACCUACGGUGAGUCACUGGCUCAGGUCAUGUGGAUGAUUGGGGUGAGACCGGUUGCAGAUACGCUUGGAAGGGUUAACCGAGUUGAACCAGUUAGUCUUGAAGAACUCGGAAGGCCUAGGAUCGAUGUCGUUGUUAACUGCUCAGGUGUCUUCCGUGAUCUUUUCAUCAAUCAGAUGAACCUUCUUGACCGAGCGGUUAAGAUGGUGGCCGAACUAGACGAGCCGGUAGAGCAAAACUACGUGAGGAAACACGCGUUGGAGCAAGCUGAGAAGCUUGGAAUCGACGUCAGAGAGGCUGCGACUCGUGUUUUCUCCAAUGCCUCGGGAUCAUACUCAUCAAACAUCAACCUUGCCGUCGAAAACUCCUCGUGGAAUGACGAGAAGCAGCUUAUUUUGUAUGUUGUUGAUUUGAUUUCUUUGGGAGCGAGAAUGACCGAGAAGAGACAGGUUUUCGAGAUGGCUCUAAGCACGGCCGAUGUCACGUUCCAGAACCUGGAUUCUUCCGAGAUUUCCCUCACUGAUGUUAGCCACUACUUCGACUCCGACCCGACAAACCUUGUUCAGAACCUAAGGAAAGACGGGAAGAAGCCGAGCGCUUACAUCGCUGACACAACGACAGCAAAUGCACAGGUGAGGACACUGUCUGAAACAGUCCGUCUCGACGCAAGAACAAAGCUGCUACGCCCUCGGGAAUCACGUGUAAACGGUUUGUACAUAUCUUCUUAAUAUUCUUACCCAAAUAGACUUGCUUCCCGCAAUCCCUAUAUCAGCCAAAACAUAAUCAUGAAUAUUAGUAAUUAGGAAUAUAUACUGAACCGGAUGAUGAACAUGAACCCGAACUCGUUCAGGAAGAUGCUUCAGACGUUCCUGGAGGCGAACGGACGCGGAUACUGGGAAACGUCCGCCGAGAACAUCGAGAGGCUGAGAGAGCUGUACUCUCAGGUCGAAGACAAGAUUGAAGGCAUCGACAGGUGAUGAAGAGGAAACACACUCCCUGUUGAAGUGGUUUGGUUUUUCUUCUUUGAUCUUUUGCACAUUGCAAAAAAAAAACACUACUUAUUUUGUGAGUAAACAAAAUAUGAUGAAGAGGUCUUUUGUAAAUAGUGUGGGGUUCUGUCUC
This is a messenger RNA of Tarenaya hassleriana, 4427 nucleotides long. Its product is annotated as magnesium-chelatase subunit ChlH, chloroplastic. The record is from RefSeq and is a predicted model, not a curated record. Lineage: Eukaryota; Viridiplantae; Streptophyta; Magnoliopsida; Brassicales; Cleomaceae. Gene Ontology annotation, cellular component: chloroplast. Gene Ontology annotation, molecular function: magnesium chelatase activity. Gene Ontology annotation, biological process: chlorophyll biosynthetic process.